Molecule: messenger RNA, 1113 nt
Organism: Liolophura sinensis
Lineage: Eukaryota; Metazoa; Mollusca; Polyplacophora; Chitonida; Chitonidae
Exons: 4
Coding region: 1-1113 (370 amino acids)
Source: RefSeq, a predicted model, not a curated record
AUGAGAGCCUACAUUUGCCACGAUCAAAACCUUGAACUGGAUCAUCGGCCGCUUGUGUCCAUCAAGCAUUACUUCCAUCACAAGGUACACUGUGCUUUUCAAGGAGGUUACAACUUCCAUGUGUACAACCCACAAGGGGAAAACAUAUGUCGCCAAAUAUUCUUUCCGCUUCGCAUUGAGAGUGAGUGCGAGAAAGGGGACGGCAUGACAUUUAAAUUUCGGGAUGAUCAUUGUGUAGACCGCUCGUGGGGAAUCCACGCAGGUUUUGAAAAGGUUCAUUGCCUGGCUCGAUGGCAGGAAGAAGUUAGUUUAACAGAUAAUUACGUACGAUUGGAAAUGGAGAAGAAAAUAUUCACGUCGACAUGUGAAGACGAGAGCGUCCACUGUACCGCGGAUGUGGGAUUGUGUGAUUCCAAAUUCGGGCCUCACUGCCCGAUGAGGUGUGGUCGCUGUUCAUAUGACGACGACCUUAACACGUGUCAGUUCCUGGAUACAAUCCGUGGAGAUUGGCUUCAGGUCUCAGCGUCGGGAAAUCGUAAGAUCAGCGUGAGAGUGAGUGACAUGAAGAUACAAGGGGUUGGGAAUUUCCGAUGGGAGGUUUUGCUGCAAAUUUUUAACAACGGCUGUCAUCCGCGAUACACGUGUGUAGAUCUAGAGAAAAUAGCGCCCUCUGUCAUUCGCUACAGACUAGGCCAUAGUGUUGAAUGGCCUCUCUUUCACGUAGAUCACCAGAAACAGCACAUUUGUGGAAAUAACCGUUUUUUCGGGGCUAGACACGAUCACAAGCCUCAUAUGAAAACUUCGUCUAUUCCAAUGUUGUCCUUAGUUAAUCGCAAGCAACUCCGCUUUGUGCAUUGUGAUUUACCUCGUACUAUACCCGAUGUGGUGGGGUUUGUAGACGCUCAGUGGUGCGGGGCUUACCAGUGUCUAGCCUCUAUGCAACUGAAAGAGUAUAGAGGUAUUAUUACAAAGACCACUGGGAUCAGUAAAGAAUUCUUGUGCUGGAUAUUCGACGGUGAAAACCGUAUUUUCAAUGUUCUCGGAUCUGAUUGUGACUAUGUCACGGCGAGAACCUUAGGCUUGGAUUCGAGGAACCGUCGGCUGAGUGGAUAG